CAAAGGGGCAGCUGCGUUACAGAAUCAUGUUAAGCUCAGCUAAUGCGGAGAAGCCGAGGUAGCCCUAAUGAUGGAUUUUGAUGAGCGUGUUCCUUGUUCCUCUAACAUGUAUUUGCCAAGUUGUACUUACUACGUCUCGGGUCCUGAUUUUUCCAGCCUCCCUUCUUUUUUGCCCCAAACCCCGUCUUCUCGCCCUAUGACAUACUCCUACUCCUCCAACCUACCCCAGGUCCAACCUGUGAGAGAAGUUACCUUCAGGGAAUAUGCCAUUGAUCCCUCCAGUAAAUGGCACCCCAGGAACAAUCUGCCCCACUGCUACUCCGCAGAGGAGAUCAUGCACAGAGACUGCCUGCCUGCCACCAACACUGCUAGCAUGGGCGAGAUGUUCGGCAAAAACACAGCUAACGUCUACCACCCCAGCACCAACGUCUCCUCCAAUUUCUAUAGCACGGUGGGCAGGAACGGGGUCCUGCCCCAGGCUUUCGACCAAUUUUUCGAGACGGCUUAUGGCACGGCGGAAAACCUGGCCUCGGCGGACUACCCGGUAGACAAGAGUGGCGAGAAGGCGCCCGCGGCCGCCGGGGCGGCGGCGGCGGCAACUUCAAGUUCGGAGGGCGGCUGCGGCAGGGCGGCGGCGGCCACGGCGGCGGAGAAGGAGAGGAGGAGGCGGCCGGAGAGCAGCAGCAGCCCCGAGUCGUCUUCCGGCAACAAUGAGGAGAAAUCCGGCAGUUCCAGUGGACAACGUACGCGUAAAAAGAGAUGCCCAUACACCAAAUACCAGAUUAGAGAGUUAGAAAGGGAAUUCUUCUUCAGUGUCUACAUAAACAAAGAGAAACGCCUCCAGCUCUCCCGAAUGCUCAAUCUGACCGACCGUCAAGUCAAAAUAUGGUUUCAGAACAGAAGAAUGAAAGAAAAAAAAAUUAACAGGGACCGAUUACAAUAUUACUCAGCUAAUCCACUACUUUAAAACUCAUAGCGUUUUUCAAGACGAGAUUAAAUUCAGAUUUCGCCCUUGACAAGGUCAAGCCACGGGGUUACGUGGAGGAAGGAGGUGUGUAUCUGACGGGACUAGAAGAAUCUAAGGUUUUACACACACGUAAACCUACUCUGGAACUGCGAUGAUGAUUUUUUUAUAUAUAUAUUUACAUAUCAACUGGAAUCGAUUUGAUUUUGACACACAUGGGAUCCAUUUCUAAACGUGCACGUCACCUCUGAG
Molecule: messenger RNA, 1216 nt
Organism: Passer domesticus (house sparrow)
Lineage: Eukaryota; Metazoa; Chordata; Aves; Passeriformes; Passeridae
Gene: HOXA11
Product: homeobox A11
Exons: 2
Coding region: 68-967 (299 amino acids)
Biological process (GO): anatomical structure development; regulation of transcription by RNA polymerase II
Cellular component (GO): nucleus
Molecular function (GO): RNA polymerase II cis-regulatory region sequence-specific DNA binding; DNA-binding transcription factor activity, RNA polymerase II-specific
Source: RefSeq, a predicted model, not a curated record